UUCGAACCUAAUUUCGAACCUAAUUUUAGAUUGUCAUUAUGCGGUGUCUUAUCUUUCUAUUUUGAACUUGACAACUUGACAACUUGACAAGACUAAUCUGAGUUGAAAUAGAGUCCUAUAGCCUACUACAUUCGCGAGUCCUUUAGCCUACUACAUUCGCGUCCUCACUCCGAGGACAUUAUCUAUGGGUGUGGGGAAGAUGCCGAGAGAGGCCAAGGGAAAUCAUUUCAUUUCACCUAGGCAUGCAUAUGUCCAUGUAAAAUACACUAAAAUUCCUAAAUCAAGAAAUCCUGUUUAUUCCCUCUAUUGUCAGACAUCAUUUAAAAAUAUAUAUAUUCUAAAUUCCAUUCUUCUCUUACUUUGAUUUUCAUUCAUUCUUUCUUCAUCGAAUGCGAACUUCAUGUGUUUAGAUUCCGUUCGAACGAUAUUGUGCUCCUCGUUUUCCUGUUCUUAAAUUGACGUAAGUUAUCCAUAUUGGCAAAAAAUAUAUAAUGACAAUAAAAUGGAUAUUAUUGUUUCGCUGUAAUGUCUGCUAGAGCUUAGGCUAUUAAUUUGGAACCGCAGCAAAAUGUUACGCACGUACAUUGAACCAAUUUAAACAUCACAUUUACUUUUUGUUGAUAAAAACGUGCUUCAUUCACGUUAAGUAUUUAUGGAAUUUCAAUCGAGGGGUAACUUUCUGUCAUCUUAAAAAAACGAAACAGUAAUUAAUUUGAAGUGCCUAAUUUUUGAGAGCAUCUAACAAUUUUAGAAAUAACGGUUGAUCUGCAGGUUGACCAAGCUGUUCACACCAUUAGCCUGAACUAAGGAGGAUAUUCACGCAAAUAUAGAUUUUUCAAGGGUUGAUUACUAAAAUUCAAAGAUUUGUAACAUGCUUUAACGAAAUAUUCAACUUAAUGUAAGGUGCUAGACAAUUGUUUUUGAUAUUUUAGGCUAGUUGUGUUGCUUUGUAGGCCUACUGUACGUGUUUUAUUCCCAACUAUAAGGAUCAUGUUUAAUGUUGAAUUUCUAUCUGUACUCUGUGUCAGUGGAGAGGUUCACUAUUCAGUGCGUUUCUUGUUGUAUUGUUUGGGAAGGCGAUGCGUCUGCCGCAAUGGUCGUUAACCUCUGAACGACCCUGUUCAGAGGCCACGCCUCAAACACCGUCGCAGGCAGUGCGAGAUUGUGGCCGGAGGAUGGCGCGCAAGGACAAUCCUAGAGAUGCAAGCCGGGCCCCGCGAGCGCCCUGCCCAGGCGCACUCCCAGGCGCGCGCUCAUAACAUCCCACCCAGAUUUCCUACUUGUGCACGAGUUUACCUCUGGAGGUCAUCAAGCAGGAUUUACGACUGGUCAACAAAAGCACGUGAUUCUCAGCCGUAACCCAUAUUUGGGUGCCUACGUAAGAGAGAAUCAAGUACACGUUCUACUCAUUUCCCUAAUUCAUCAUAAAUUGUGCAAGGGUGCUAUAGAAGAAGCAAAAGCAUCAAGAGCCACAAAUCAAGCACACACGUUACUAUUUUCUCCAAAAAUAAAAACAACAAAUAACUGCGAAACAACAGUAUUUUAAUAGUCAAUCAAUGAGCUCCUAUUUUGUAAACUCAUUCUGCGGUCGCUAUCCCAAUGGCGCCGACUUCCAGUUACAUAAUUAUGGAGACCACAGCUCAGCAAACGACCAAUACAGGGACUCAACGACCAUGCAUUCCAGCAGGCAAGGUUAUGGUUACAACGGGAUGGACCUCACUGUCGGUCGCGGUAAUGGGCACUUUGUGGCCAACGAGCGGGCACAGGGCUACUCCCCGAACCAGUCGGCGGCGGCAACAACGUCCUCCGUCGAGCCAUCCAGGUACACCCAGCCCGCGAGCGCCACUGGGACGGCGCCCCUCUCGCCUGCACCUGACCCGCUCCGGUGCUCCUCCUCUGUCACAAGCUCGUCUCCGGUCAGCGAGUCUCAACCGCAACACCGAGCCAUAAAGAACUCCAUAACUAUCCCCUGCGCGACCCCGAGCUCGAGUUCGAACGGAGGCACGCUGUUGAACCAGGAGUGUGUGUCGAAAGCCUCCCCCCUCCUCGAGGAAGAUAAGCCCGCUGGAAGAGAGCAGACAACUUCCCAACAUUUCACCGACGGUGCCCAGCCUCAGAUCUACCCCUGGAUGAGGAAACUGCACAUAAAUCAUGACAGUCUCACUGGACCAGAGGGGAAGAGGGCGAGGACAGCAUACACGCGCUACCAGACCCUGGAGCUCGAGAAAGAGUUCCAUUUCAACCGGUAUCUGACCCGCAGACGGAGGAUCGAGAUAGCGCACGUGCUCUGCCUAUCAGAACGCCAGAUCAAAAUCUGGUUCCAGAACAGAAGGAUGAAGUGGAAAAAGGACAACAAACUGAAAAGCAUGAGCAUGGCAGCGGCAGGAGGUGUAGGGUACCACCGUCCCUGAUAUUUGGUUCCCCGAUGAGCUCUAAUAAAAUAAUACAAAGCUUGGGAGAACUUCCAUUGAUUUUUACAUUGCGAAAGACUUUCCGAUGGCUGUUUUGGGACAGUAAACAUGCAGUUGUCCAUACUCCGGCCUUUUCAAAAAUACUUUCCUCUAUAGUUAUAUUUAUUUUGACCGUGAUAAUGCUUGUGUGAGUAAAAAAAUAAACAUUCUGUACAUUGUUUGUCUUAGAGAACAAACCAAUGGGAAAUACAUGUUUGUUAACUUAUUUCUUGUUCAAAAUAGAAUAAACUCGAAGUUACCGCAAAAAAAGUCCAUUAACUAUCCAAUAAAAGUUGUGUAGCCUAUUGCACUUGUACAACAGUAUAGAAACUCGAAUAAUUAAUGAGUUGAUAAAAAAUUGUGUUGCUUUUGUGUAUAGCCUUUGUUUUAUAUGUAAGUAUGUAUUUAUUUGUUCAAUGUAUUGUACCAAACUUAGAUAACUUGUUCCUUAUUGUAGACAGACGUAUUAGCCUUACGCGAUUGUUGUGCGUUGUGAACACGUGACGGGACCGCAGUUCUGACCCAUUGCGUGUAGCUGUGCCUUUAUAUCCUUCUUUUACACGAGCUACUGUAAAUCUGUUCACCUGGCGCAGCUUCCUAGAAUGUGUGUUUCUUGUACGUUCCCCUCUAUGUUGGAUGUGAAGGGUUCCCAUUGCCUAAGUCUAUAGCUUCAUCGUGCUAUACGCUUUUUGUAAAUGUUUUUAAAGAAUGACUGGAAAUUGAAAAUAAUAUUAUAGUGAUGAUGCUGAUUAUAAUAAACUUUCUACUGGAACGACAGAGACUGUAAAUUAAUUGUUAUUUCGAUUAUUUAUCUUACUUCUUCAUGUGCCUCACGGUAAAAAGAAAGUGUGUAUGUUUGUGUAAGGUUUUAGGCCUGCGGUAAGACUAUAGGCCUUUCACUCCAUUGAUUGCAAUUAAAACUUUAAAAGUUAAACUUUUCUAGCUUAGUUCCAAGGUCGAGAAAAUCAACAGGUAGCCAAAUCUAUGUCUGCACACUUUUACUCACCUUUGUGCGUAGGGAUAAAGCGGGUCCUUGCCAGUGACCGGCUCGAGGGGCUCUGCGUCCCAUCUGCUCGAGCUUACUACUAUCAGAGAAUCAGUUCACUUUUCGAAACGUAAACUUUAUUAGGCCGGUUCCGGAUCCCUGACAUUUGGGUGCCAAAUGAAUGGGGGUUUUGUCUAUGAAUUAGAUCGUAAAAAUCAUCCGGAGCGCGGCCAGAUAGGCUCACUGGCCAUAAACUGUCACGUGGUGGCCAUUAAAGUAAGUUUUAUGGUUUUGGGGAGUUGACAGUAUAUUGCACAUAACAU
Molecule: messenger RNA, 3758 nt
Organism: Oncorhynchus keta (chum salmon)
Lineage: Eukaryota; Metazoa; Chordata; Actinopteri; Salmoniformes; Salmonidae
Product: homeobox protein Hox-A5-like
Exons: 2
Coding region: 1557-2411 (284 amino acids)
Biological process (GO): anterior/posterior pattern specification; regulation of transcription by RNA polymerase II
Cellular component (GO): nucleus
Molecular function (GO): RNA polymerase II cis-regulatory region sequence-specific DNA binding; DNA-binding transcription factor activity, RNA polymerase II-specific
Source: RefSeq, a predicted model, not a curated record